Molecule: messenger RNA, 849 nt
Organism: Neoarius graeffei (lesser salmon catfish)
Lineage: Eukaryota; Metazoa; Chordata; Actinopteri; Siluriformes; Ariidae
Product: small integral membrane protein 11-like
Exons: 3
Coding region: 358-561 (67 amino acids)
Source: RefSeq, a predicted model, not a curated record
AGGCGGGUCAACCACGGGCUCUGGGAAACGGUUGGGCUUCAUAUCUUGGCCAGACCAAAUGCUCGCAGAGCUUUGAAGUCGCGUUAGCCAGACUAAUGAGUAGGCUACAUUUCAUUAUUUCGUUAUUUCGUGAUGUCCACAUAAGGAAUAUGGAGUCGGACACAGCUCAUGAUUGGCGUGAACUGAGGCAGGAUAUGUCCUGAUUGGAUCACGCGCCCAGGGGCGGGACAUGAGCGAAAUGCACUAACAGCCAAUGGUGAGGGAUGAAAACAGCUUGGAGUUCGCUAAAAAUGAGAUCUGAGAGCUGCAGCUGGAGUUUUUAGAUAUUUUCUUAAGGCUUGAAAGCAAAGAACGAAGAUGAUAAACUGGCGGGUUUUGGACAAUGUUCCCCUGCUGUUUUACAUUCUGGCAGCCAAGACCCUAAUCUUGUGUCUUGCCUUUGCUGGAGUGAAACUGUAUCAGCAGAAGAAGAUAGAUGCAGCACUGAAACAGCAGCUGGAGGCGAAGAGAAAACUUGCACAGGAAACACAAGAACUUAUUGACAGCAAGAAGGAUGACUGAACAUCUUGGCGUGUUGGAGAAAGCAGGAUAAACAAAAGAUGUGCGGCCACACCCUCACACAGAAGCAGUGGUGUCACUGACAAUCUACUGACGAGGCCACAAGAGCAGGUUCAUUUGUUUAUCUGGGGCUAAUUAUUGGUGCUUGCUACCUUUUUAUACUACGCUUUAUUUAUUACUCUGUGGAGCCUGCAAGGGAGGAAAAAAAAAGAAAUGAACUAAAAUGGAUACCUUUGGAUCAUUUUACAUACCUGGUUUAUAUCCGUGUACUGAAUAAAAGUCUGAAAUGAA